This is a messenger RNA of Thamnophis sirtalis, 2856 nucleotides long. RefSeq names its product structure specific recognition protein 1 (gene SSRP1). The record is from RefSeq and is a predicted model, not a curated record. NCBI's taxonomy places the organism in Eukaryota, Metazoa, Chordata, Lepidosauria, Squamata, Natricidae. Gene Ontology annotation, biological process: regulation of chromatin organization. Gene Ontology annotation, molecular function: histone binding; DNA binding; nucleosome binding. Gene Ontology annotation, cellular component: FACT complex; nucleus.
UGAGGUCGGUUUCCGGUGGCAACUGAAGGGGUAACUCGGGUCUCGUGUUGCGCAGGCGGGAAACUGGGCGAGAGGAAGAUUUCUGAAAGAAAAAGAAGAGAUCCGGUGUUCUUGGUUUCUUGGGACUUCCUUUGCUUCUCUCAGGGUAGAAUAUGCCAGUCGCUAAGACUUCCAUUUGAUGUUCUGUGGGAUUCCUGGCAAAGCAUCUUCCAAAGGGAAUACUUUAGGGAUCUCAGACCAGCCCCUGCCAUAGUGGGCAGGGAGCUGUCAACAUGGCAGAUACAUUGGAGUUCAAUGAAAUAUAUCAAGAAGUGAAGGGAUCUAUGAACGAUGGCCGUCUGCGGCUAAACCGCCAGGGUGUGAUUUUUAAGAACAGCAAAACUGGGAAAGUUGACAACAUCCAGGCCUCAGAUUUGGCAGAGGGUGUCUGGAGGCGAGUAGCAUUGGGCCACGGCCUCAAGCUGCUUACUAAAAGUGGCCAUAUCUACAAGUACGAUGGGUUCAGAGAGACGGAGUUCGACAAACUUUCAGAUUUCUUCAAAACACACUUUCAUUUAGAUCUUGCUGAGAAAGAUCUAUGUGUAAAAGGCUGGAAUUGGGGGACAGUCAAGUUUGGAGGGCAACUUCUCUCUUUUGAUAUUGGGGAGCAACCAGUUUUUGAAAUCCCACUCAGUAACGUGUCCCAGUGCACUACCGGCAAGAAUGAGGUGACUCUGGAGUUUCAUCAGAAUGACGAUGCUGAGGUGUCCCUAAUGGAAGUCCGCUUCUAUGUGCCACCCACUCAGGAGGAUGGUGUGGAUCCUGUGGAGGCAUUUGCCCAGAAUGUGCUAUCAAAGGCAGAUGUCAUCCAGGCUACUGGAGAUGCUAUCUGUAUCUUCCGAGAACUGCAGUGCUUGACUCCUCGUGGACGCUAUGAUAUCCGUAUCUAUCCUACCUUCCUGCACCUCCAUGGCAAAACAUUUGAUUACAAAAUCCCAUAUACUACUGUUCUGCGACUUUUCUUGCUUCCCCAUAAAGAUCAGCGCCAGAUGUUUUUUGUGAUCAGCUUAGACCCUCCUAUAAAGCAAGGGCAAACCCGCUAUCACUUCCUUAUUCUAUUGUUCUCAAAGGAUGAGGAUAUCUCCUUGACCCUCAACAUGAAUGAGGAUGAAGUCGAGAAGCGCUUUGAAGGACGGCUCACCAAAAAUAUGUCUGGGUCUCUGUAUGAGAUGGUCAGCCGUGUCAUGAAAGCCCUUGUGAACCGCAAGAUAACUGUACCAGGCAACUUUCAGGGACAUUCUGGAGCCCAGUGCAUCACGUGUUCCUACAAGGCUAGUUCGGGCCUCUUGUAUCCUUUGGAACGUGGCUUCAUCUAUGUGCACAAGCCACCUGUUCACAUCCGCUUUGAUGAGAUUGCUUUUGUCAACUUUGCUCGUGGGACGACAACAACCCGUUCCUUUGACUUUGAGAUAGAAACCAAGCAAGGGACACAGUAUACUUUCAGCAGCAUAGAGAGAGAAGAAUAUGGCAAACUCUUUGACUUUGUGAAUGCGAAGAAAUUGAACAUCAAGAAUCGGGGACUUAAGGAGGGCAUGAAGAAUGUGACCUACGAUGAAUAUGAUGGUUCUGAUGAUGACUCCCAUGAUGCCUACUUGGAGCGGAUGAAAGAGGAGGGCAAGAUUCGUGAGGAACAUGCAAAUGACAGCAGUGAGGACUCCGGAGAGGAAACGGAUGAGUCGUUCAAUCCAGUAGAGGAGGAGGAAGAUGUGGCAGAAGAGUUUGAUAGCAAUGCCUCUGCUAGUUCUUCUAGUAAUGAAGGGGAUAGUGACGAGGAGGAGAAGAAACCUGCCAAAAAAGCCAAAAUUGUUAAAGAACGGAAGCCCCGCAAGAAACAGUCUGAGGGUAAAAAAGGGAAAGACCCCAAUGCCCCAAAGAGACCUUUAUCUGCGUAUAUGCUCUGGCUCAAUGCUAAUCGUGACAAGAUCAGAUCAGAAUGUCCUGGCAUGAGUGUCACUGACGUGUCUAAGAAAGCUGGGGAACUGUGGAAAGGAAUGUCAAAAGAGAAGAAAGAGGAAUGGGACCGCAAAGCAGAAGAGGCCAAGAGGGAUUAUGAGAAGGCCAUGAAGGAAUACAGUGAGGGAGGCAAAGUGGACAGUUCUAAGAGAGAAAAAGCCAAAAAGAAAAAGCCAGAUAAACCAGGAAAAGGGAGAACGGAGAAGAAGAUAGUGACACCUUUAAAAUCUGCUAGCAAGACUCCUCCUAAACAGUUAGUCGAGAGCUUCAAGAGCAAGGAAUUUGUAUCCAGUGAUGAAAGUUCCUCAGGCGAAGAAAAGAAGGGGGACUCUGAUGAGGAGGAGAUAGCCAGCACGCCACCUAGUUCAUCAGAGUCUGGCUCUGAUUAGCCAGGAAUACUCAAGCCAUCACACUGGUUCCCUCUAAGCCCUCCUGCAGAUGGCAUGGUAGCUGUACUGCCGAGGGGAGACUGACUGAACAUUUUCAUCCAGGCCAAUAGGCUGAAGACCCGGCAAGGCAUAGGGAUACCUUUCUUGUUUCACUGGCCUCCUCAGCUUGUUCCCCUUCCAAUACCACAGUAAUUAGUCAGAACCAAUUACUGCCUUUGGAGAGAAAGGAUGCCGCCUAAAAAGAAUCUAGAAAGCCAGCGAUCCCUUGUUUUUCUGCCUCCAUGUUGCUGUAGGCCCACUGUAUCCUUUCAGAUGGCAAGCUGAAUGGCAUAAGGCUGGAAGCUGUGACACUGUAUGGUCUCCAGAGUCAUGUUCAGUUGGUAUUUCAUCUUUCCCUUUCUGGUUUUUUAAAAGUUCUCUUUGCAUAUCUGUUUUAUCAUGGCUAACUGAAUUAAUAAAAAAUAAAGUGACUAUA